Messenger RNA from Dracunculus medinensis (Guinea worm), 987 nucleotides. The record is from the annotation of a GenBank genome assembly. Lineage: Eukaryota; Metazoa; Nematoda; Chromadorea; Rhabditida; Dracunculidae.
AUGCAGCAGCAACAGCAACAACAACAACAGCAGCAGCAGCAACAGCAGCAGCAACAGUCAUGUAAUGGCCAAUCAUCUGAGUUAAUUACUCGAAGAGAAAGCAGUAUUGGUAGUAACCUUGGUGCUAAUGGUGGUGUCGGCAGUAGUGGCACUAAUCAAGAGCAUCGCGAUGAACCGAAUAGUAGUAAUGAAGAUUAUUCAACGGAAAAAAUCGAAACAACAAAUCUCGGUGUUGAAGUAUCAGUUGUAGGUUCACCUCAAGUUUUCGGCCAUCAUGGAACAACGAAUUCGCCAACAUCUGAAUCGGAUGACGAGCGCAUAAUUGAACGUUGCGAUCUAUUAAACCAAUCCACGACGGACGGUUUGUGUCUACCCACAUCCGAUUCACGACCUCCAAAAAAGCGUCUAAUCCAAAUGACUGAUUUGCCACGCAUACGCAUGUUGCAUCACCACAACCAAGCAUCCGCCUUCGUCGAACCGCUUAAAAUGAGUUCCAUACCAGCUGGCGAGCAUUUUCAACAGGCGAUGAAUCAGUGGGAUUGGAUUCAAAUUGACAAUCUCAAAAUACCCAUUGUUUUUCGCGGCAACGACCGCUAUGCCGCUGUACAUAUAGUUCAGUUAAAACUUUUAUCGAAAUUUCCGCCAAAUAUUCCAACCGAAAUAACAAAUCGUUUUACAAUGAUUUCACAUAAAAUGUUGCCUAUUGAAGCGUGGAUCUUUAACAUAAUUAACGCCGUUCUGACGAAAUUCGAUUUGGGUUGUCAGUUAUUUACAACGAACGACGAAAUUGUACGAUUAGCUGAUGUUGAACGCUUUUAUUGGUCCAUUAAAGCGUUAAACAUGAAUCGCAUGAUUGAAAUUUACAAUAACGAACUGAGAUCGACAAAUUCAACACAUCUUAUGGCCGCGAUAACGCAAAUAAAAAAUCAUGUUGAAAGUGACUUGCAGGUAAUCUUUUCCACUAGUGCGAGUGAGUACCAUUCCUGA